CCCUCUAAUCAUACAUGUAUUUAAACAUGUACUCUAAUAAGCUACAUCACUGCUUAUUUGACCAACUAUAUUAUAAGUCAUUUAAAAGAAUUAAGAGAAGAAUUCUUUUGGCCAACACCUUUGACACAUGCCCUGGUAAGCAACCCUGUUUAUUUUUAGUACAAUUUUGGAAAUGGUCAAUAAAUUGAGACUUAACUUUUUGUUAGACAAUAUUUUAGGCAUUUUCAUUGUAUAUUAUACACUCUAUUAUUGUGUUAUAUAUUUUGAGCAUAUUGAGCUUUCACUGUGUCAACUGCAGGUUAAGAAGGACCCCGCACUUAAGAGAGGUCUCAGACCUCUUCAAGAAAAGGAAAUUUAUGAGGUCUGCCGAGUUUGCACUGGAAGUAUUUCAGGAACUCGAUGGGCUAUUGGCCUGGGGUGGAAUCCACUUCCAUAAAGAGUACCCUUGGGAUCUGCUGAGCCAUCAGUGUAGCCCAUAUAUAUCCUAUUUAACUUUUCCUUCUCUUGGUGGUCUCAACCAGUCUUUCCUGUCCUUUUGCCAAGUGUGUUCUGCCCUCGCUCUUGUGUAUAGGGUGUGAGCACAACAACUGCCAAGAUGUCAGAGAAAAAGCUUACAUCCAGCCGCAGGUAUCACUUGAAGAGCCUGCUGCUCUCCAUUGCUGCUGGCUUGCUGGAGGCUGAGGCCAAGCAGCUUGUUGAGGAUAAGGAGACUUACUUAAAUGAGCAAUGCCAACAACAGGGCCUUCCAAGCUCUGUGCAGGAGUUGCAGGACCUGUGCAGGAAGCUCCAUCAGUGCAUUGAAAAAGUUGAUGAGGAGAGGUAUGACAUGGAGGCGAAGGUUGCAAAGACAAACAAAGAAAUUGAUGACUUGAAGAUUAAAGUUCAGGACCUGAAGGGCAAGUUUAAGAAGCCAGCUUUGAGGAAGGUGCGCAUGUCUGCUGAUCAGAUGCUUCAGGCUCUGCUCGGCUCCAAACACAAGGUGUCUCUGGACCUGAGAGCAAACCUGAAACAAGUGAAGAAGGAGGUCAAGGAGGAGUCUGCAGAACAAGUUGGUGACUGGCGUAAGAACAUUGAGGACAAGGCUGGUAUGGACGGCAGGAAGAAGAUGUUUGAGUCCGAGGCUUAAGAGGGAACAGUGAUUAUUAUCUGAUUCAGCUUAAAUUAUCUAUGGCAGUUGUUCUGUAAUCCCCUACACACUAUUGUUUCAAUAAAGGUGGUUUACCGGUCAA
Molecule: messenger RNA, 1229 nt
Organism: Tachysurus fulvidraco (yellow catfish)
Lineage: Eukaryota; Metazoa; Chordata; Actinopteri; Siluriformes; Bagridae
Product: troponin I, fast skeletal muscle-like
Exons: 7
Coding region: 596-1126 (176 amino acids)
Biological process (GO): muscle contraction
Cellular component (GO): troponin complex
Source: RefSeq, a predicted model, not a curated record